Molecule: messenger RNA, 702 nt
Organism: Papaver somniferum (opium poppy)
Lineage: Eukaryota; Viridiplantae; Streptophyta; Magnoliopsida; Ranunculales; Papaveraceae
Exons: 1
Coding region: 1-702 (233 amino acids)
Molecular function (GO): nucleic acid binding; RNA-DNA hybrid ribonuclease activity
Source: RefSeq, a predicted model, not a curated record
AUGACACAGGAUGUUCUUUGCAGAAUUCUUACUGUUGCUUGGUGUCUCUGGAAUGCAAGAUGCGACAAAGUAUUUAAGGGCUGUAACAUUACAGUGGACGGGUUAAUAACAAAAUGUGAGAAGGAAUUGGCUGAGUUUGCUUUCAGAUCAAACCAAACAACAAGAACAACAAUUCGGCAGUCGAGACACAGUCUUCAUUGGUUUCCUCCUAUUAGAGGAACUUUUAAAAUUAAUAUAGAUGGUUCAUUUAUGAAAGAAACUCUAACUGGAGGUGUAGGACUAAUGAUUCGUGAUUUUGCAGGUACUCACCAGGGAUCUAAAUGCAUCUAUCUAACUCAUGUGACGAGUCCGGAACAUGCUGAAUGUAGAGGGCUAUGGGAGGAAGUAAAUUGGGCAAAGGAAAAGAAGUUGCACAUCGUUCAGUUUGAAAUGGACUCAAAAAUAGUAGUGGCGGCAAUGAGCAAGGAUAAUUUUACCAUUGAUUGGAGGAUUCAUAACUUGAUAUUAGAUAUUAAAAAGUUUUUCUUUAGUUCUGUCUCUUGGCAAAUUAACUAUGUGUCUAAAGAGCAAAAUAAGAUAGCAGAUAUUCUUUCAAAAGUUGCUAGAACUGAGAGAUUAACUAGUGUUUGGUUAAUUGAUCCAUCUAGUCUCAUUCAACAUCAAUUGCAGGUGGACAAAUCUUUUGUAAACACUUUCUCUUAA